AUGCCGGCGUGGAUCUCCCGCCUGGCUCAGCCCCAGCAUCCCCCACUGUCCUCCAUGCAAGGGAAACGGGUGAACACGCCCCUGGUCAGCCUGACCGGCCACUUCAUCCUGAUUGAUCCGGGCAUGGAGCAGCUGCACGUCUGGAUCUCCAUCCCGUUCUGCACCACAUACCUGGCAGCCCUGCUGGGGAACAGUGUCCUGCUGUUCCCCAUGUGGAGCGAGCGCAGCCUCCACCAGCCCAUGUACCUCCUCCUGCCCAUGCUGGCCGUGGCUGACCUGGCACUCUCCACCACAGCGGUGCCCAGGGUGCUGGCUCUGGUCUGGUUCCGUGCCCAGGAGAUUUCCUUCGGUGCCUGCCUGACCCAGAUGUUCUCCCUGCUCACCUGCUGGGCGGGGUCGGCGAUCCCGCUGGCCACAGCCUUCGACUGCUCCAUCGCCGUCUGCCCCCGCUGUGCCAGGGGCCGUGCUGACCCCGGCGGCCGCGGCCAAACCGCCCUGGUGGCUUUGCUGAGGAGCUUCAGCAUCAUCGUCCCGUGCAUUUUCCUGCUGAAGUGGCUGCUGUUCUGCGGGCACAGCGUCAUCCUGCGCACCCACUGUGAGCACACGGGCACCCACAUCUCCCUCAGCAUCUGGUACCUCACGGUGCCUCUGGCCGUGGACCACAAGGCUGUCAACACCUGUGGCUCUCACAUCUGUGUUUUAGUCUUUUUCUGCGUUCCCGUUGCUUUCCUGGCUCUGACGCGACGCUUCAGCUGGAACAUCCCCCGCCACAUCCACGUCCUGCUGGCCAACCUGCACGUGCUGCUCCCACCGCUCUGAACCCCUCGUGUGCGGAGUGAGGGCACAGCAGAGCAGGGAGAAGGUUGUGAAGGUGUUCGUCUGCUCCAAGAGCCACUUCCUGGGAGAACAGGAGUGAAGGUGACAGACACCUUGAUGGGACUUCAAGCUCCCCACCCCAGAGUCUCCUUCAACUCUUUCAGGCAACAUUCCCAAGUCUUCUGCCAUCCCAGUCAAACACAGAACACCCGACACCCCCACACCGCUGUCCAUGAGUUUGGGGAAAAUGAAAGAUAAAGGCAAAAAUCAGGAUCUCUGUCAAUGGGAGGACAGCGACCAAAGAAAUGGGAACCUACCCCAGGCUGACCCAGAGCAGGUUACCUG
Molecule: messenger RNA, 1161 nt
Organism: Lepidothrix coronata (blue-crowned manakin)
Lineage: Eukaryota; Metazoa; Chordata; Aves; Passeriformes; Pipridae
Product: olfactory receptor 52B2-like
Biological process (GO): G protein-coupled receptor signaling pathway
Cellular component (GO): membrane
Molecular function (GO): olfactory receptor activity
Source: RefSeq, a predicted model, not a curated record